UUUUUUUUUUUGCUUGUUUUGUUUGGUGCUCAGCCUGAAAUGCAGAUCGCGUCGUGGAUUGCCGCUGCAGUGGCGCUCCGGCUCGGACUGCUGAUGCUGCUGCCAAGUCCACUGCUGUCGUACAUCCAAGACCCUCAGCGCUAUGAGCUGGUGACGCCACUGACGAGCCAUCGUCGCUUGCUCGAGGGAUUGCAUUUGAUGGAGCAAGGCGCAUCGCCGUACAGCGGGGAUCUCGUGCACCAUGCGCCGCUCGUCCUGUCGCUCGUGCAAUCCGUGUCAAAACAGCUCAAGGUUGGGCCAGUCGCACAAGUCAGUGCCGCCAUCACUGCUACUGCCACCAGCAUGGCGCCAGAGACGCAGCACGUUCGAUGGGCCGUCAUUUUGCUCACCUUGGUGUCGGAUGUGCUGGCCGGACUGGCGCUCGCUGGAGUCGCUCGGUACUCUGUGCGGUGGUUGGAUGGCUCGCGUCUCAAGAACAACCAGAACAAGCCGGAGGCAUCCGCAGCAACGUCCUCUUUGUUCGCUGUGACUGAAAAGGACGCAGACGACGCGGCGCAGACGACUUUGCUGGUCUGGCUCUUCAACCCAUUCUCCAUACUUUGCUUUUUGGCGCACUCCACGGCGUCCUGGGACGCAUUCUUGAUUGCAUCUGCCUUGUAUUUCGCAGUCAAGCAGCAUUCAGCGUUGGCUGCGCUCUUUUGCGUGCUGGCUGGAUACUCGUCGCUCUAUCCGAUCGCACUCGUUGCGCCGCUUGCGCUCGCGAUCGCUAGUCACCCACCUGUGCUCCAGCUUCACUCUGCACCGUCGUCCGCACUGGCUGCAGUGAACAGCGUGCAGGCUCCAUCUGAUGUUUCAACAUGGCGCGUCGUCGUGUUUGGCUUUUGGGUCGUAGCUUGGACCCUUGUUGUGGCGCUGGCUUCCUACCUCUACAUUGACUCUUGGGACUUUGUGGAUGCGGUCUUUGGCUUUAUCAUCCAAGUUCCAGAUCUCACUCCCAACAUCGGACUGAUGUGGUACUUUUUCACCGAGAUCUUUAUGCACUUUCGACCGUUUUUCGCUUGGGUCUUCCAGCUGCAUGUGUUUAUUUACGUGUUUCCUUUGUCGGUGCAGUUUCGACGACAUCCGCCACUUCUUGCUUUCGCUAUCGUCACAAUCAUUACCGUGUUCAAGUCCUAUCCCUCGAUGGGCGACUUGGCACUUGUGUUUUCCAUGCUCUGCAUGUUCCCACAGCUCAAUCCAUACUUGCGGUUCCGAUUCGUUGUUGGCGGCAUUUUGACCUUCACCACCAUUCUCGGGCCAGUUUUCUUCCACCAAUGGCUGGUCGGCUCGAAUGGCAACGCCAACUUUCCGUAUGGCGUUACUCUGGCACACGCCUUUGCAGUCACGGCCCUGGCACUCGACUAUUGCUUGGCAUACCUGCGAAGAGAGUAUGAUAUUAUCCAUGGCAUCGCCGUACCUGACGGUGCGACGGUUGUGAUGCAAUGACCUUGCUGUUCUGUACAGCGAGAAAAAAAAAAACAACAACAACAAAAAACAACGCUCGAUUUCUC
Messenger RNA from Capsaspora owczarzaki ATCC 30864, 1550 nucleotides. Its product is annotated as phosphatidylinositol glycan anchor biosynthesis class U protein. NCBI's taxonomy places the organism in Eukaryota, Filasterea, Ministeriida, Capsasporidae. The record is from RefSeq and is a predicted model, not a curated record. Gene Ontology annotation, cellular component: GPI-anchor transamidase complex; membrane. Gene Ontology annotation, biological process: attachment of GPI anchor to protein; protein localization to cell surface. Bases 40 to 1485 code for a protein of 481 amino acids. The transcript has 4 exons.